Molecule: messenger RNA, 398 nt
Organism: Toxorhynchites rutilus septentrionalis
Lineage: Eukaryota; Metazoa; Arthropoda; Insecta; Diptera; Culicidae
Product: sapecin-like
Exons: 2
Coding region: 51-353 (100 amino acids)
Biological process (GO): humoral immune response; defense response to bacterium
Source: RefSeq, a predicted model, not a curated record
AUUCAGGAGAGUAGCUUGUCCCCGUCGAGAACCGAGAUCGGAGAACCGAAAUGAAGCCAACAACAGUGCUCUACCUUGCCGUAAUCCUCUUCGUGGGAAUUUGUUCCACCGGAGAGGCGCUGCCUCAGUAUGCCAUUGCUCCAGGGGCAGUCGGAGAGGAUUUGGAGAGCUUGGCCAAUGUUGAUGAGAAUUCAGUCGAUGACAUUCCGCUAGAAAACCUGCCGCAAAAACGUUUCACUUGUGACUUCUUAAGUGGAAUUGGUUGGAAUCAUACAUUCUGUGCCCUUCAUUGCUAUUUGAGAGGCACAAGAGGAGGUUACUGCAACGGAAAGGGAGUUUGCAUUUGUCGCUGAGAACCUCAGUUGAAUCACACGAUAACUGCAGAUAAUACGUUGAAA